Centropristis striata (black sea bass) is the source of this 1615-nucleotide messenger RNA. RefSeq names its product family with sequence similarity 174 member C (gene fam174c). The record is from RefSeq and is a predicted model, not a curated record. Bases 537 to 962 code for a protein of 141 amino acids. Lineage: Eukaryota; Metazoa; Chordata; Actinopteri; Perciformes; Serranidae. Gene Ontology annotation, cellular component: extracellular region. The transcript has 3 exons.
UAUGAUGUUAAUACCUGUAAUAUAUACAUACAUACUCCAGUCAUAAAUCUCGUGAUUUAAUGCUUCUUCACUUCAUCAUAGCUUUAGGAGGAAAAUAAAAGCUUUAAAUUGUAUUUUGUUCUAUAACAUCGAGUCAUUUAAGGCAUCUCUUUACUCAUACUUGGGUAUUUUAAACCCUGUGUUUAACCUCGCAGGUGAAACUCAUUUGGCAUUUUGUUAAUUGAUAAAAAAUAAACUAUUAACAUUUCUUAUUUUUGUAGUGGUCUAAUCAUAUUUUCCAUAACUGUAUUUACUCAUACUUGGGUAUUUGUAACCCUGUGUUUGACCUCGCAGGUGUCUGUUACCUGAGAGUCCUGCGAGUCAAACUGAGGGCGGAGCUGCUCCAGGCUGCUGUGUGACGUCAGCGGUAGGUGGCUGUGAACUUCCUAGUUUUACUUUAUAAACAAACGCGGCUAACGCGACGUGGAUCUGCCGACCCGGUUCAACAAGUCCGCGUCUCCUGCCCCGAGUCCCCGCGGCUCUUCUCCGCUGUUAACAUGACUUUCUCCGGACUCCUCUCGGCGGUUCUGGUCCCGGUCUGCUGGCUGCUGGUGUCGGCGGCGGAGGACCGGACCACCUCCACCUCCAGCCCCGGGAGCUCCGCGGCGCCCCGGCCCGCCGUGACGCACUCCGGCGGGGGGAACUCCACGCAGGGCGCCGGUCAGAGCUCCGGAGCGGGGAGGGGGAUGUUCAACGGCCUCAACGUGGACUCGUCCAUGAUCCAGCGGGCCCUCUACGUCCUGAUCGGCAUCACCAUGAUCGGAGUCCUCUACUUCCUCAUCCGAGCCGUGAGGCUGAAGAGACCGAGUCACAAGAAGAAAUACGGUCUGCUGUCCAACUACGACGACCAGGUGGAGAUGAUGGAGGCGGGGGACAGCGACGAGGACGACACGCUGUAUGAAGCCCGCAGCCUCCGCAGAUGAGUCGGGAUCAGACGAGUCGUCGGGUCGUCGCCAGGCGGAUCAGACGAGUCGAGUGUCUGCUGACGGAUGAUUAUUGAUUAUUGAUUAUUGAUCAGAGAGAGGAGGGACUGAUGGCUGCAGGACCAAACGCUGAUAAAGAUGCCAAAGCUGCUCAGAGCCGAGCAGGAUGAUAAUCAUUAUUUUUUUAAGGUGUUGGAAGAAGAAAAACAACGACGAUGUGACGCUUCUUGUUAUGAUAAUCUCCCUUUGUUUAUUAUUAUUAUUAUUAUUAUUAUUAUUUCAGAGAGUCUUUUCUAAGGUUUUGUCUGUUUUCAUGCGGAGCUCUUUCUGCUCCGACUCUGUGCUUAAACUACUGCAGACUGACUCCAGACCAGCUGGUAAACAACAACAACAACAACAACAACAACAACAACAACAACCAGCCUGUUAUUAAAGGAUCAGAACGUCUGUUUCAUAAUGACUCGGCAGUUUCACCUGAAGAAACAACCACACACUCUGAGUCUGACACAAAGUACACACACACACACACAUACACACACACACACACACACACACACACACACACACACACACACACACACACACACACACACACACACACAGUAGCUCAGCUGGUUCACUGCAAACAUCCUGGACACAGCAGGUUGUGUGUG